This is a messenger RNA of Pimephales promelas (fathead minnow), 972 nucleotides long. The record is from RefSeq and is a predicted model, not a curated record. NCBI's taxonomy places the organism in Eukaryota, Metazoa, Chordata, Actinopteri, Cypriniformes, Leuciscidae.
GUGACCUCCUGCUGCCCAGGGCUUAGUUUACAGUCACUCAGAUGCGCUUACUGCAUGCUAUUCCAAAGAUCUGGCAGUAGCUUUAAGACAAAGAGUAAACAAAGUAAGGAGGAUGAAGAGGGUACAACAGGACACUACACCUUCUCAUGCAGGGUCUGGACAGAGAAUACUGUUUACAGGACCAGACGGCAUUGGAGAUUUCCGUCCCAAAUUGGACUAUUUCCCCCGCAGCAUUGGAAUUGGCCCAUUAUCUCCAGAUGCCACGAGUGACCUCAACUACCUCUUCCGGCCUGCAGCCACCGCGACCCCGCCGUUACCGAAACACCAAUACACCGGAGAAGUUGGCUGGGGUCUACAUUACAGCACUGCACUCAACAGGCGGACUACUGUCAUCAACCACACACUAUAUCAGGCACACUCAGCCCUGGUUUCGGGACAAGCAAACGACCUGCAGGAGGCUUGUUUGGAACCACGGCGCACAUGAUACUUACAGCAAGGAUGACAACCAACAGUUCUCAUCUAAUGAAGUCAGAGGUCUGCAGUAAAGGCAGUCAGUGCAUACGGAGAAAGCACAACCAGAUGCAUGACUUUUUCUCUAGAAUUUGACACAAGUCGAAUAAUUCUUGAAAGUGGUCAUUGAAUCAUUUAUUUAGUCAACUCUUUUGUAAAACUACAUUAAAUGCAUCUUUUUUUGCUGUACUAUUCAUGUUUUGGUUCAUACCUGAUAUGAAAUGGUAAAGUAGCCUGCAAUCCUGUUUUCACUAAGUAGAGAUCAUAUUUUUCUUUUUCAUACAGUCAUAAUGUAGGUCAGAUAUCAGAUAUGGAGACAUGUAUUCUGUGAUUGCUAUUUUAUAUUGCAUUAGCCUAUAUUGCAAAGGCUUUUAUAUGUAAAAUUAGUAUUGUCUGUGGAUACACGCUUAGAUUGUUAGAAUGUUCUUAGAACUGUUCUUAGUUUUUAGAACUGUUUACUGA